AUGAUGAGUUACAUGGAAAAGCCUGAAGAUAUUACGAAAGACGAAUGGAUGGACAAACUGAACAAUGUACAAAUACAGAGGGCUGACAUGAACCGGCUUAUUAUGAAUUACCUGGUGACAGAGGGGUUUAAAGAGGCAGCUGAGAAGUUCCGGAUGGAGUCUGGGAUCGAGCCCAGUGUGGACCUGGACUCGCUGGAUGAGAGGAUAAAGAUCAGAGAGAUGAUCCUAAAGGGACAAAUACAGGAGGCCAUCGCACUCAUCAACCGCUUACACCCAGAACUGCUUGACACCAAGCGCUACCUGUACUUUCACCUGCAGCAACAGCACUUGAUUGAGUUAAUCAGGCUGCGGGAGACGGAGUCUGCGUUGGAGUUUGCCCAGACACAGCUGGCAGAGCAGGGGGAGGAGAGCAGGGAGUGCUUGACAGAGAUGGAGAGGACGCUGGCUCUUCUUGCCUUCGAUACCCCAGAGGAGUCGCCCUUUGGAGACCUGCUUAACAUGAUGCAGCGACAGAAGGUGUGGAGUGAGGUGAACCAGGCUGUGUUGGACUAUGAGAACAGGGAGUCAACGCCCAAGCUGGCCAAGCUACUCAAGCUGCUGUUAUGGGCUCAGAACGAGCUGGACCAGAAGAAAGUAAAAUACCCCAAAAUGACAGACCUCAGCAAAGGCAUUAUUGAGGAUCCCAAGUGAAAUGACGAGCAGUGACAUAGACUACCAUACUUCCUUUCUCCUAUUUAUAAUCUGUGAAAGACUGGAUGAUAACGGGAAAAUAACAUGUAUAUAAAUACUUUUUUCAUGUUGCAUAUAUGAGAGGACUUAAUUGAGUGUGCAAAUGCUAUAUGGCUGUAUUUAAAAAAAAA
This is a messenger RNA of Salvelinus sp. IW2-2015, 860 nucleotides long. The record is from RefSeq and is a predicted model, not a curated record. Lineage: Eukaryota; Metazoa; Chordata; Actinopteri; Salmoniformes; Salmonidae.